AGCAAUUAAAAAUGGCAGCUAAUAACAACCUGAACAUGCACAGCAUGUCUCCACAGCAUAUAUCAUCGCUUAAUCAAGGCAUUAUGCCUCAAUCGGUUAUUGCAUCAACUGGUAGUGUCAGUCCCAUGAUCGGCAUGCCAUCAAUGCCGCAACCAUCAAGCAGCGCACAAAGCGCUUGGGAUCAACUAACCGCUUCCUCAUCAUCUUCAAUCAAUUCGAAUGUACUAAGUACCACGCCCACAACAAACAUCAUCGCUGUUGGUGGUAGUGCUGUUGGCUUGGGAAUUGGCAGUACAACUAAUUUAUCUACAUUACAAACGCUACCGACAGCAAGUAAUAAUACUAUUAGUGGUGUUGGUGGCACUAUGAUUGCUGCUAAUACCGGCGCCCAGACGGGCGGCAUAACGAUGGGCGAUCCCAACGGCCUUGGUUUGGGUAAUACAUCUGGUGGUAAUUCACCAGCGGCUAGUUGCGCCUCUCCAUCGACGCCCACAAAAACAAAUGCACCUCCAUUGGAUGGUAUGAUGGCACACACGCCCACACAAGGACCACCUGCUAUGAAUAGUGGCGGAUAUGGCGAGGAAUUGACGGCCGAGCUAGUGAAUCAAGGUUGGCGCAAAUUUUGGUCGAAACGCGAGAGUCGGCCUUACUAUUGGAAUAAAAUAACUGGUGAAUCGCUAUGGGAAAUGCCUGGCGCACGGCCGUUUGAUCCACUAACAGAUCCUUUAGGCAUUUGUCAUAGCGGUGGUCAGCCGCCAAUGAAUCCAGGCAUGCCUCAUCCGCACCAAAUACAACACCCGAAUUUAAAGCGUCGCCCCUCGGACGAUAUGCAUCUACAUCCACAUCAACAGCAUCCGCCGUUGAAGAAAUUCGUCUUGGCUGGGCCUUGGGAUUUAGAGAUUUGCACGAAUGCUGUAAUUGUUGAACGACCGCCAACGUUAUUGCCACAACCACAUCCUGAAAUCGAGGCUUUACGCGCUGCCUACACUAUGAAACUUGUAAAGACGUACGAAGAUCUAUGUAUGCGUCGCGAAAAUAUUAAAGCGCCGAAAGACUCAUUCAAUCGCUGGCUAAUGGAGCGCAAAGUAGUAGACACUGGAUGCGACCCUCUCUUACCGAGCAAUUGCAAGAUAGAGAUUUCACCAUCAAUGUACAGGGAGAUUAUGGCAGAUAUACCGAUAAAGAUUGUUAAACCGAAAUUUACAGGCGAUGCACGCAAGCAAUUGUCACGUUACGCCGAAGCCGCUAAGCAGAUUAUUGAAUCUCGUUCGGCACCAGCCGAGAGCAAAAAGAUCGUUAAAUGGAAUGUUGAAGAUACUUUCCAAUGGUUGCGACGCACUGUUGGCGCCAGCUAUGAAGACUUUCAAGAUCGUCUUGCCCAUUUGAAACGACAAUGUGAACCACAUCUGGUGGAGACCGUUAAAAGUUCCGUAGAGGCGCUCUGCAUUAAAAUCUAUCACUUGAGCGCUGAACAUGCGCGUAAAAUACGCGAACGUCAUAUGCAAUUGCUCAAGGAGCAUGGCAUACCAGAGCCUACACCACCACCACCACCGCCUCAUCUUAAGAAAGUCUGGUGUUAUCCCAUACAGUUUGCUGUACCAUCGCCACGUAUGCCAGCUAUCGAAUACGUACAGGAUCGUGAUCACAUGAUAAUAAAGUACACGCCAAGUACACACAAUCAGCCCGACGCGCAAUAUAUAAAUUUAACGCAUCUGCAGAAGUUGGAGCAAUUGUAUCGGCACAAUUGUUUCGAUGAUAAAAAAUUUGAUUUGUUCAUUGGAAGGGUUUGGUGCCUAUUGAAGCGCUACCAGACAUUCCUGGGCAAUGCAUUGAACUCGUCACAGGAGGCCGAAAUGACGCAGGCAUCAUUGCCAGUACCAGUGUUUGAAUGUUUACAUCGUCACUACGGUGUUAGUUUUGAGUGCUUUGCUUCGCCAUUCAACUCGUACUUUAGGCAAUAUUGCUCGGCGUUCGCAGAUACCGAUGCAUAUUUUGGUUCCAGAGGGCCAUUUCUAGAUUUCAAGCCAGUUUCUGGUUCGUUUCAAGUAAAUCCACCGCAUUGCGAGGAACUUAUCGAUAGAGCGCUGCACCACAUUGAUAAGUUACUCACCGAUUCCAUGGAGCCUUUAAGUUUCAUCAUAUUUUUGCCCGAGUGGAAAAGUAUCGCAAAACUGGAGGAGAGCAUGUUCAAACGCCGAUCAAUGGUGGUCUUGGGCAUGGCACAUGAAUACCGUCACGGCUAUCAACACAUUAUACCAAAAGCCGAUGUCAAUGUGAAAUGUAUGCAAGGCACCCAAGUGGUUUGGUUACAGAAUAGCGCAGGCCAUGCACGCUGGGGUCCCAAUGAAAAUCGCGUAGAGGCGUUACGUGAAGCAUUCCGGCCACAACGCGAUCGUGAGCGUGAGCGCGCUGCCGCCGCUGCGGCUGCAGCUGCAUCAUCGCCACAACCAUCAAUGCAUCAAUCUUCUGCUGCGCAUACGCUCAGCAACAGCAGUAGCGGCGGCAGCAAUGCUAUAAACACAAAUGCCAGUAGCUCUGCAGCCUCCGCUACUUCUACCAACAUCAAUUCAACCAGUGCUGCGAGCAGCAGCACAAUGCAAUCAACAGGCGCGCCACUCUCACCACACACGCCACCAAAUAUGGCUACGUCAUCGACCGGUUCGCCGGCUAUGAGCAUUCAGAGUGCUUGUUCUUCGCCUUCCUCUUCAUCAAUGUCACUUUCGCCUGCUGCACCCGGUGCUGUAGGCAUGCUAGAUGGCAAUACUUCGGUAUCUAUUACGGCAACAGCUACAACUGCAGGUGGUGCUUUCGCCAGUCUAGUAGCUGCUUCGACAUCAGCCGCAAGCGUUGUAGGCAGCGGCAGUGUAAUGAGUGGUGGCGUAGGCCCAUCAGGUGCUGCAGGCAGCGCCAUUAACAGCAGUGCCGGACAAGCGGUUAUCAAUUCUGCAGUUUAAAUACGCUGAGGUUUUUUUAUGUAACAGGAUUAAAUUACAAAUUGAAAUUAUAUGAGUUUUGUUAGAAGCGGGGAGCAGUAAAAUAAUAGUAUAA
Molecule: messenger RNA, 3048 nt
Organism: Rhagoletis zephyria (snowberry fruit fly)
Lineage: Eukaryota; Metazoa; Arthropoda; Insecta; Diptera; Tephritidae
Gene: Pcif1
Product: Phosphorylated CTD-interacting factor 1
Cellular component (GO): nucleus
Molecular function (GO): RNA polymerase II C-terminal domain binding; mRNA (2'-O-methyladenosine-N6-)-methyltransferase activity
Source: RefSeq, a predicted model, not a curated record